This is a messenger RNA of Adineta steineri, 1707 nucleotides long. Lineage: Eukaryota; Metazoa; Rotifera; Eurotatoria; Adinetida; Adinetidae. The record is from the annotation of a GenBank genome assembly.
AUGGGUUGCUCAUCAUCGAAUAGUCAAUUACUCGUCAUCGUGCCCAACAGUGAGCAAAUCGAUGGAAGAAAAGUUUUAUUACUCAAGUCAGCUGAUCUUCCGCCGAGACGUUUCGUGGAAAAUUGUGUUAUUCUCUUGGUUAACGAUGGAUCUUCGACCGAUAUCGUUCAGGUAAGAGCACAGUUAUGGAAAACUGUUUAUACAACGAGGAUUUUUACCGAUUUCGAGGAGUGUCAUACUUUCAUGAAAAAAACUGAAGAUGAAAAGUUGUUUCUUAUCGUUUCGGAAGCGACUAAUCGAUUUGUUGAAAACGUUCGUCAUCUACCACAGCUGGAAAAAAUCUACGUUUUCGAUUUAGUUACUCGUAAAAUAGUUGAAAAGGAAGAGCAAACAAACAUCUUUCGAGAUUCGACACUUCUUUGUCAGCAACUACAACAUGACAUUGAAUUAUGUGAACUCGAUUGUGUCGCUAUCAACGCAGUUUCCUUAUCCCAUGAACGUACGAUCUCGUUUUCAAAUGCUACUAAACAAGAAGCAUCAUUUAUGUUUCUCAUGUUAAGAAAAGAACAUUUGAUUCGAUAUAAAUUCGAAAAUGAGGCUAAAAAUGAGUUUAUCGCUUUUUGUCGAACAAAUUAUGCAUACAACGACGAGCAAGUGCAAGCCGUUGAUGAUUUCGAAAAAAACUAUCGUCCACAAAAAGCCCUUUGGUGGUUAACACAGUCACGUUUUAUCUCGCGAAUAUUGAAUCGAGCUGAAUAUACGAAAGAAUUUGACAUUAUUUACAAGAUUUCCUUCUUUCUCAAACACGUACAGACUCAAUUAACUAUUCGACAUAACAAUACUCUCGGACAGAUGCAAAAUAUUUUAAUUGUAUAUCGUGGUAAGACGAUGUCAAACGAUGAAUUUGAAAAAUUACUGAAAAGUAACUGUGGUGGACUUCUUUCUUUUGCUAAUUUUCUCGAGGCCAACAUCGAUAAGGAUGUUGCUCUUGACUUUGUUCGUCGCCGUCGAAUAAUGCAUCAUGAACUUACAGCGAUUAUCUUUGAAAUACACAUCGAACCAACUGUAUAUAGUACGAAAAGUCCGUUUACUCUACUCGAUGAUGAAUCGAAAAAAGGCGUAGUUUGCUUCUCCAGAAGUACUGUAUUUCGUAUCCAAUCUAUUACACAAGCUAUGGAUUGCUCGGCAUUAUGGACCGUAAAACUGACAUUGGUUAGUGACAAUGAUGAACAGCUAAUGCGUCUUAUGAAACUCAUAGAAAACAAUGAUGUACUUGCCAAUCCCUUGCCAUACAUGGGUACGCUACUUAAACUUAUGGACGAAUAUCCACGUAUCGAAAAAUUCUAUCUUGCCUUGCUCAGUGAUACUUCUGUUCUCAAUCAGCCAUCUCGUCUUGGUCGCGUUCAUACUGGUCUCGCUGCCAGUUAUAAAUACAGAAAAGAGUAUGCUAAAGCGCUUGAGCACUUUCGAAAAUCAUUAGAGAUUAGUCUAAGCUAUUUACCACCUGAACAUUCUGAUCUUGUACCUCUAUACGACUCAAUUGGUGAUGUUCAAAGGGAACUAGGUAACUACGUACAAGCGGUGGAUAACUAUGAGCGUGCAGUGACAUUACUCGAAAAUAAUCGGCAAAUGAGUAAUGAUUCACUUAUUGAAAGUCUACACAAACGUAUUAUCAGUACACAGAAAUUACUUGAAGAUAAACAAUGA